AUGAUUAUGAUCAUUGGCGGUCUCUGUGGAAUCUUUCUUAUCUCUGCUGCCUUGCUCAAUGUCUACCCUCUCGGCCAGCACAGCCCCUCACUGGGCAAAGCAGACAAUACCCAUGUUAAUCCUUUCGAGGCCGAGAACAUGGCACUUAAGGAACAACAUUGUCAAGCAUGCGAAUAUCAAAAGGUGACCACAUCAACAAUUCAUACUCUCCGGGUUCAGAAGGCGGUAUUGAAGGAACAGAACCACCUUGAUCACAGGUGCUACCAUGCUCGACUAGAGAAGCAAGAAUCUCAGGCAAUAGAAGCCAAGAUCAAAGAACGCACAAGGAGAGCGAUGGAGGAUGAAUAUGCCAAGAUCACUGCUUCCUAUCAUUUAACCCUCGCUUCUCACGAGCACACUAUCAAGGACAUAUCCGACAAAUUGGCCAACAGUGAGGAGACUUGGGAACAGCAGAAAGCUCACUACAACGACCAAAUCAAGGCAGUUCUUGCAUCUUUCAACUUGGCGACAGACUACAAGCGUCAAGUGGACCAACUUAGAACGGAGCUUUGCUGCACUCAACUGUCAUUAAUUGCUCUCCAGUCAUCCAUUAUCACUUGA
Molecule: messenger RNA, 600 nt
Organism: Serpula lacrymans var. lacrymans S7.9
Lineage: Eukaryota; Fungi; Basidiomycota; Agaricomycetes; Boletales; Serpulaceae
Exons: 2
Coding region: 1-600 (199 amino acids)
Source: RefSeq, a predicted model, not a curated record